Saccostrea cuccullata (small rock oyster) is the source of this 1029-nucleotide messenger RNA. RefSeq lists its product as uncharacterized. NCBI's taxonomy places the organism in Eukaryota, Metazoa, Mollusca, Bivalvia, Ostreida, Ostreidae. The transcript has 3 exons. Gene Ontology annotation, molecular function: protein binding. The annotation marks the transcript as partial. The record is from RefSeq and is a predicted model, not a curated record.
GGUCUGACUUCUUUGACUGACUAGUCAAGGUUUGAUGUUGCUACCUGAUUCUUAAGAAUCACAAGAGCUUCGAGGAUCAAAAGGGAGAAAUAAGCAAUAUAAGAAGUACUUAUAUCUAACGUUCCACAUGUUCGGAUAAGCAAUUUCGAUUCUAAUUCCAUUUCGUUUAAAAGUUUAUUUAUAUUGCAAUGCAAAUCAGGCAAAGGAAAACAAAAAAAAGACAAAAUGGGUGAUCAUUUUGCGAAAAUUGUAAAAUCCAACCAAAUCUAGGAAACUGUCAGAUGCUUGAGAAAGACGAAGUUUUUCAAGAAAAUCGGAUGAGAAAGCAUAAUUUAUAUUUUAAAAAAAUGUUUGUUUCCCCCAAAAAGAAUAAGUCCAUCUCAUACAAAGGAAUCUUUUUUUUGAUUUGUAUCUUUUUUGCCAUUGUUUUGACGCUUGUACAUGUUAACUUCUCACAGAAAAGAACCCAUUUACAAAAAAAGCAGAAAGAAAUUGAUAUGGAAAAAUUGAAUAUAAAAGGAUGUAACCAUAUUGAAGUUGAAGAUGUGUGGAUUACUCCAUUGCCAAAGUUGCUGACUGAAUCUGCGUUUAGAUUAUUAGAUGUAAAUCAAGAUGGAAUUCUGGACGUUGUAUUUGGUUUUGCAACGGGUGCGGAUGGAUAUUUUAUACCAAGAAUUGUUUGCGACAUCUACUUUAACGGUACGUAUCCUUGCUUUGGUGGCAUGAUUGCCCUAGAUGGCAGGAACGGGAAAGAAAUAUGGAGACAUUAUUCCGAUCAUGAAGUGUUUGGUAUAAACUGUAACGCCGACCUGAAUUUGGAUGGUGUGGGCGACUGUCUUGGUGGAGGAAGAGCUGGGGUUUUUGUUGCGGUGAAUGGACGAACUGGAGAUUUAUUAUGGAAGUUUGAAAAUGAAGACGUAAGAAACGGAAUAAUGAAUCUGUAUACUGCUCAUAUUAUUGAUGACAUGAACGGAGAUUCCGUGGUAGACAUACUGGCAAUUCACGGCGGUGAUCCUCUAAGUAAACCAG